UAUUAACAUGAUCACGACAUUUAUCAUAAGUGCAAGGUAACUCGAAAAUCCAAAAUCAAACCUAUUCAAGCCCAUUCUCUUUCCCUUUGAGCUAUACCCCAGAUAGAUCAUCCAGGAGCCAAAAUGCCUCGCAUACUCGUGGUAGGGGCAACGCGCGGAUUGGGCGCAAGCCUGGUGAAGCACUACACCUCGUCGUCCAGCGCAACGGUGUACGCUACGGCAAGAUCAAGCUCUCACACUCAGGACUUUCCGGACAAUGCCAAAUGGCUCACAGGCGUCGACUUGACCAAGCGAGAUGUGGGCGACGCCAUCGUAAAGCAACUGCCGAAUGGUGGCGAGGCACUGGAUGUUGCGAUCAUUUCUGCCGGUCAUUUCACGACGGAGGAUUUCAAAGAUGGGCCUAAUUGGGACGAACAGCAGCUCAUGUACACCACUUGCGCCAUCGCCCCGGUCUUCAUCGUCCAGAGACUGGCCAAUGCCGGUCUGCUCGCUUCAGGGUCCAAAGUGCUCUUGGUCUCGUCCGAGGCCGGCAGCAUCGCUCUACGCCACGAGAGCGAGGGAGGCGGCAACUAUGGUCAUCACGCUGGCAAGGCGGCGCUGAACAUGGCUGGAAAGCUGCUCAGCCUGGAUCUGAAAGAACAGGGCAUCGUGGUGAGCCUGGUGCAUCCGGGGUUCAUGAGGACGGACAUGACCAGGAAUGUGGGGUUCGACAAGUACUGGGAUGCUGGAGGCGCUAUCUCACCCGAUGAAGCGGCUCAGCGUCUGGGGCAGUGGGUAGAGGAGCUCGACAUGUCCAAAACAGGUGAGUUUUGGGCACCCGGUGGUGCUGAGGAUAUUGGCACCGCUGAAGCGGUUCUGGGCUCUGAUCUCCCCAAACCAUUGAGGUUGCCGUGGUAGAUUUUGUUGACCGAGGCCGUGAGUGAUCCUUGCGCGUUGUGGGCGCUUUAAUGACGGACGGGGUAGACGGACGGGGUGGAUACGUGACCUCAUUCAGGGUCCUCGAGAAAAAGGGGUGAAGGAGGGGCCAAGGACCCCAUAUUAUACAUGUCCCGCAACCGUCGACUUUGAAAUUAAUUACCAGGCCUCCAUCUGAUAAUAUCGCCCGGACUCUGCUUGGUGAUAAAGUUUCCCAUCUCCUACGUACCCGGGACUUCUCUCUGCUGAACC
Messenger RNA from Emericellopsis atlantica, 1167 nucleotides. RefSeq lists its product as uncharacterized. Gene Ontology annotation, molecular function: oxidoreductase activity, acting on the CH-OH group of donors, NAD or NADP as acceptor. NCBI's taxonomy places the organism in Eukaryota, Fungi, Ascomycota, Sordariomycetes, Hypocreales, Bionectriaceae. The record is from RefSeq and is a predicted model, not a curated record. The transcript has 3 exons. The coding region runs from base 124 to 897 and encodes 257 amino acids.